AUGAUACAGGCCAGUUCGUCUCCAUCUUCCGCUGACAGCACGACCACAGUGAUCUCUUCUGCAACAGCCACUUCCUCUCCAACGCCCACUGAGAGUCCCACCACAGUGCCUACAUCUACAGAUCUCAGUUCCUCUCCUACUCCUACUAACAAUGCCACACCAGUGCCUUCUUCUACAGAGGGCACUUCCUCUCCAGCAUCCACUGAGAGUGCCACCACAACGUCUUCUUCUUCAGAGGCCAGUUCGUCUCCACCUUCCACCGACAGCAUUACCACAGUGUCUUCCUCUACAGCAGCCAGUUCAUCUCCAACACCCAUUGACAGCACGACCACAGUGAUUUCUUCUACAGCAGCCACUUCCUCUCCAACCCCCACUGAGAGUGCCAGCACAGUGCCUACAUCUACAGAUCUCAGUUCCUCUCCGACUCCUACUAACAAUGCCACACCAGUGCCUUCUUCUACAGAGGCCACUUCCGCUCCAACAUCCACAGAAGGUGCCACCACAAUGUCUUCCUCUUCAGAGGCCAGUUCGUCAGCAGCUUCCACUGAGAGCACGACCACAGUGAUCUCUUCUGCAACAGCCACUUCCUCCCCAACCCCCACUGAGAGUGCCACCACAGUGCCUACAUCUACAGAUCUCAGUUCCUCUCCUACUCCCACUGACAAGGACACACCAGUGCCUUCUUCUACAGAGGCCACUUCCUCUCCAAAAUCCACAGAAGGUGCCAUCACAAUGUCUUCCUCUUCAGAGGCCAGUUCGUCAGCAGCUUCCACUGAGAGCACGACCACAGUGAUCUCUUCUGCAACAGCCACUUCCUCCCCAACCCCCACUGAGAGUCCCACCACAGUGCCUACAUCUACAGAUCUCAGUUCCUCUCAUACUCCUACUAAAAAUGCCACACCAGUGCCUUCUUCUACAGAGGCCACUACCUCUCCAACAUCCACUGAGAGUGCCACCACAACGUCUUCUUCUUCAGAGGCCAGUUCGUCUCCAUCUUCCGCUGACAUCACGACCACAGUGGUCUCUUCUACAACAGCCACUUCCCCUCCAACCCCCAAUGAGAGUGCCACCACAGUGCCUACAUCUACAGAUCUCAGUUCCUCUCCUACUCCCACUGAGAAGGACACACCAGUGCCUUCUUCUACAGAGGCCACUUCUUCUGCAACAUCCACAGAAGGUGCCACCACAACGUCCUCCUCUUCAGAGGCCAGUUCGUCUGCACCUUCCACUGAGAGCACGACCACAGUGAUUUCUUCCGCAAAGGCCACUUCCUCUCCAACCUACACUGAGACCCACUUCCUCUCCAACAUCUACUGGACGUGCGACCACGUCUUCUUCUUCAGAGGCCACUUCGUCUCCACCUUCCACCGACAGCAGUACCACAGAGCCUUCCUCUACAGAAGCCAGUUCAUCUCCUACACCCACUGA
Molecule: messenger RNA, 1428 nt
Organism: Herpailurus yagouaroundi (jaguarundi)
Lineage: Eukaryota; Metazoa; Chordata; Mammalia; Carnivora; Felidae
Product: flocculation protein FLO11-like
Exons: 3
Coding region: 1-1428 (475 amino acids)
Source: RefSeq, a predicted model, not a curated record